Geosmithia morbida is the source of this 159-nucleotide messenger RNA. RefSeq names its product mitotic-spindle organizing protein 1. Bases 1 to 159 code for a protein of 52 amino acids. Gene Ontology annotation, biological process: gamma-tubulin complex localization; mitotic spindle assembly; microtubule nucleation by interphase microtubule organizing center. Gene Ontology annotation, cellular component: gamma-tubulin ring complex; spindle; interphase microtubule organizing center. NCBI's taxonomy places the organism in Eukaryota, Fungi, Ascomycota, Sordariomycetes, Hypocreales, Bionectriaceae. The transcript is spliced from 2 exons. The record is from RefSeq and is a predicted model, not a curated record.
AUGCCCGAACCAGACAAGCAUGCAGCUGCAAAGCAAGCCGUCGACAUUCUCGACGAGAUUGCCACCAUCUUGAACUGCCAUCUCGACCGUCGCACUCUAUCCAUUUGCAUCUCCAUGAUUGAACGGGGCGUCAACCCAGAAGCACUGGCUGUAAGUUGA